UUUGACUGUACAGCAGAAACAGGGACCUAUAAUAACAAUGACCACAAAUACAUUAUGUUUCACUGAUAACAGUGAUGGAAGGCAGAGGAGACUCACUGUAAUUCAAUCUGUCACCAGCACAUGGCAGCAGAGGACAGCCUCAGAGGACAUAAACAUCCAAUUUUUGCAUUUAGUUUUUCAUGCAUCAGACUUAUUUGUCUUUGUAAAUCAUCAAGUGCAUCGACCUCUCCUCGUUUGGAGAGAAUAGAUGAUGCUUGCAGCAAGGUGAGAAGUGUCAGAAGGAAGAUGACACCAGUUUUCUUCAGGUCAUUUGAAGACUGCUAAAGAUGGGUCAUAUUAGUAAACUGAUGGAUGCUGUUUGUUUACCUCCUGAACAACACGCCCUUCUCCUGUGAUGCAUUGUCUGCUGGGUGUUUACACUUAACAGCCAUCCUCCUCUUCCUCCUGAUCCUACAGAGCUAUAGAGAGACAUCAGUCUACACUUUGACCUAUAUAUUUCCCCAGAAAAUGAAUUUCGACCAGAUCCUCUCUGCCAUCGGAGGCUUUGGUAGAUAUCAGAAGACCUUGUACGUAUGGAUUUGUUUACCCCAGAUCCUCCUCGCCUUCCACAUGAUGGUGAGCAUCUUCACCGGAUCCACGCCGCCCCACCGCUGCCGGGACAGCUCCAUCUCAGUGGCCGGGAAUCAGUCCUCCUUCCCGGGUACACUCAGCCUGAACUUCAGCCUCCUCUCGGAGUCCUCCUGCUUCUCAUCCGAUGUCCUGCAGCAGGAGGACAACCGGACUGAGCGCGUCCCAUGUGGCCGCGGAUGGGUGUACAGCAAGGAGACUUUCCAGAGUACAACAGUCACUGAGUGGGACCUGGUGUGUGACAAAGCUGGACUGAACAGUCUCAGUUCGUCUAUCUACAUGUUUGGGCUGUUGGUGGGAUCUGUGCUGUUUGGAGCCAUGGCUGACAGGUACGGCCGACGUUUCAUCCUGCUGCUGUCCAUCGCUCUUCAGACUGUGUUUGGAGUCGCUGUGGCCUUUGCACCCAACUUCACCGUCUAUGUGAUUCUUCGCUUUAUAGUUGGCGCCACGAUAUCUGGAGUCAUCAUCAAUGCCUUUGUACUUGGCACUGAGUGGACGUGCACCAAGAGGCGAAUGCUAGCCGGCAUCACCACCGACUACGCGUUUGGUCUGGGCUACAUGCUUCUACCAGGAAUAGCAUACCUGAUACGAGACUGGAGAAAGUUGCAACUGGCUAUAUCAGCCCCAGGCUUCCUGCUCAUCUUCUAUAUAUGGGUGGUUCCUCAGUCGGCCAGGUGGUUGUUGGCCAACGACCGGAAGGAGGAAGCCAUCGCACUCCUCCGCAAGGCAGCACUCAUCAACGGCCGGGUCUUACCUCCUGCUGUACAAGUUGAGAAGUGUCAGAUUUCAGGUGGAGGGAAGCAAAGUUAUUCAGCAGUGGAUCUCGUACGAACUCCUCACAUGAGGAAGAGGUCUAUCAUUUUGUUCUACAUCUGGUUUGUGAACGUGCUGGUGUAUUACGGCCUCUCUCUGGGCGUCUCCAGGUUAGGGACAAACCUCUACUUGACCCAGUUUAUGUUCGGGUUGGUUGAGAUCCCGGCUCGUUCUCUCGUCCUGCUCGUCCUGCCCUUCAGUCGCCGACUCGCCCAAAGCGGGUUUCUGGCUGUUGGAGGGCUCGCCUGUCUGCUCAUGCUCGCUGUCCCUGCAGAUCAUCCCAGUGUCCUGACUGGUCUUGCCAUGGUAGGGAAGUUUGGUAUAACAGCUUCCUUUGCUGUAAUCUACGUGUACACGGCUGAGAUAUUCCCCACUGUUGUUCGGCAAACGGGAAUAGGUGUAUCCGGCAUGUUUGCGAGGAUUGGCGGUGUGUUAGCUCCCAUUAUAAACAUGCUUCAUGACCACAGCCCCAAUACACCUCUGGUCAUCUUCGCUAUUUCCCCGUUGCUGGGUGCUGUCCUGGCCCUGGCUCUGCCCGAAACUGCCGACAGACCUCUUCCUGACACGGUGGAGGACGCAGAGAACUGGGACACGACUAGUUCGCCUCCAAACAAGGAGAACCCUGAGAUCUCUGAGGAUAUUAUCCAAUCACCCAGCAGCACAGACAAGCAGGAGCUACGACGUCUAGCAAGCCAGGCCUGAGUGUGCGUAAAAGGCUGCACACAUUUCCAUCAUUCAAAUGUUAUACUGCCUCCAGAUAGAGCACUUAACUUAACAUCCUCCAUGUAAUAACAUGUCAGGAUCUGAUAAAGAGCUCUAUGCAAACCCGCCAAACUAGCAUGCAGGUACACAUGCAGUCAUGUGUGCUGCCGAGCCAAAUCAACAGCGUACUGUUUUACCAGAUGCAGGUAAACACCUGCAUGAGUCAGGAAUAGUUGUCCUUUACAUUUAUACUUUAUAACUUUAUGUAUAUCUUACAUAUGUGGUGAGACAGAAUAAAUAGUUCCCCUUAAAGGAGCAGUGUGUACGAUUUAGUGGCAUCUAGUGGUGAGGUUGCAGGUUGCAACCAAUUUACACUUUUCCCGUGUGCCAAGCGUGUAGGAGAAGUACGGCAAAAAACGUAUGUUGACAAGAAAUGAAAGUCAAUUGUUCGUUCCAUUGCAACGUCAGCGCCCAGCAGCAGAGCUACGCCUCUACCAUUUGAAAAGCUACUACCGGACACCAGUAAAACGUCCGCCUACAAAGUGCCGUGCAAAAGUAAAACACAAUUAUUUCCACUCUAUUGUCAUAAUUUUAAUAUCUCUACCGAAAUGGCCCGU
Messenger RNA from Sebastes umbrosus (honeycomb rockfish), 2759 nucleotides. RefSeq names its product solute carrier family 22 member 13. The coding region runs from base 352 to 2142 and encodes 596 amino acids. The transcript has 10 exons. The record is from RefSeq and is a predicted model, not a curated record. Gene Ontology annotation, cellular component: membrane. NCBI's taxonomy places the organism in Eukaryota, Metazoa, Chordata, Actinopteri, Perciformes, Sebastidae. Gene Ontology annotation, molecular function: transmembrane transporter activity. Gene Ontology annotation, biological process: transmembrane transport.